Molecule: messenger RNA, 3056 nt
Organism: Sciurus carolinensis (gray squirrel)
Lineage: Eukaryota; Metazoa; Chordata; Mammalia; Rodentia; Sciuridae
Gene: Kmo
Product: kynurenine 3-monooxygenase
Exons: 15
Coding region: 100-1470 (456 amino acids)
Biological process (GO): NAD+ metabolic process; quinolinate biosynthetic process; L-tryptophan catabolic process
Cellular component (GO): mitochondrial outer membrane
Molecular function (GO): NAD(P)H oxidase H2O2-forming activity; kynurenine 3-monooxygenase activity; FAD binding
Source: RefSeq, a predicted model, not a curated record
UACUGGGAUUUCUGCAGUAUAAAGACCAAGAAAAUCAGGGUGUAGGACAGAGUUCCUUCACUGACAGAAGCAACAGUUGUGAAAAGUGCUUUGGCAAUUAUGGACUCAUCUGACGUUCAAAGGAAAAAAGUAGCUAUCAUUGGUGGUGGCUUGGUUGGAUCAUUAAAUGCAUGCUUCCUGGCAAAGAGGAAUUUUCAAGUUGAUGUAUAUGAAGCAAGGGAGGACAUCCGAGUGGCUAACUUUGCACGUGGAAGAAGCAUUAACUUGGCCCUUUCUUAUAGAGGACGGCAAGCCUUGAAAGCCAUUGGCCUGGAAGAUCAGAUUAUAUCCCAAGGUGUUCCCAUGAGAGCAAGAAUGAUUCACUUUCUUUCAGGAAGAAAAUCAGCAAUUCCCUAUGGGACAAAGUCUCAGUAUAUUCUUUCCAUAAGCAGAGAAAACUUAAACAAGGAUCUACUGAAUGCUGUUGAGAAGCACCCCAAUGUGAAGGUGCACUUUGGCCACAGGCUAGAGAAGUGCAAUCUUGAGGAAGGGAUGAUCACAGUGCUCGGGUCUGACAAAGUCCCCAAAGACAUCACUUAUGACCUCAUCGUAGGAUGUGACGGAGCCUACUCAACAGUUAGGAAUCACCUUAUGAAGAAACCCUGCUUUGAUUACAGUCAGCAAUACAUUCCUCAUGGGUACAUGGAGUUGACUAUUCCAUCAAAGAAUGGGGAUUAUGCCAUGGAACCGAAUUAUCUGCAUAUUUGGCCUAGAAAUACCUUCAUGAUGAUUGCACUUCCUAAUAUGAACAAAUCUUUCACAUGCACUUUGUUCAUGCCCUUUGAAGAGUUUGAAAAGCUUCUAACCAGUAAUGAUGUGCUGGGUUUCUUCCAGAAGUACUUUCCGGACUCCAUUCCCCUAAUUGGAGAGAAAGCCCUGGUGCAAGAUUUCUUUCUGUUGCCUGCCCAGCCCAUGAUAUCUAUAAAGUGCUCUUCUUUUCACUUUAAAUCACACUGUGUGCUGAUGGGAGAUGCAGCUCAUGCCAUAGUCCCAUUUUUUGGGCAAGGAAUGAAUGCGGGCUUUGAGGACUGCUUGGUCUUUGAUGAGUUAAUGGGUAAAUUCAAUGAUGAUAUUAGUACAUGCCUUCCUGAAUUCUCAAGGUUUAGAAUUCCAGAUGACCAUGCAAUUUCAGACCUGUCUAUGUACAAUUACAUAGAGAUGCGGGCUCAUGUCAACUCCAGGUGGUUCAUUUUUCAAAAGAACAUAGAAAGGUUUCUUCAUACGAUUAUGCCUUCUACCUUUAUCCCUCUCUAUACCAUGGUCGCCUUCUCCAGGAUAAGAUACCAUGAGGCAAUGCUGCGCUGGCAUUGGCAAAAAAAGGUGAUAAACAGAGGACUCUUCAUCUUUGCAUCGCUAAUCACCAUCGGUAGUUCCUACCUACUCUUGCGCUACAUGCCACUGGGCCCUCUGGACUACCUGAGAAGACCAUGAAACAGGAACUGCUUACUUUUAAAAUUUGGUGCAGGUUAACCUGCAAACUCUAUGGAGUCCCUAGAACGAAUUCCCUAUUUCAUUAGCCAGUAAUAUAAAGGUCCAAAGGUAGCAAAUGUUUGAUUUCUUUGUGACCAAAAUUAAAGAUCAAAAAUAUAUCUCCAUUGCCAUAUUUAAUUCACUAUUGGAAGAUUGUUGUCAGCAUAUAAUUAAACUUAAUGUUGAAUCUCUGUGUUGCACUUACUCAGGAGUAGGGGAAAUAUCACUUUCUUAAAGUUUCAACAGGUAGCUUCCCUAUCACAUUUUACAUGCUUAGGUUGGGUCAUUCUAAAUUUUAAAAUGCAGUGACUAAGAUCUCUCUCACUUCUCAAAAAGUAAGGCCCUGGAGGCCUCUGGGAAGGCACUUAUCUUGUUUUUUAUUGUCUUUUUUUUUUCUUUAAAGGACAUAAUAGACUCACAAUAAGAUUGACAACACCUGAAACUAAAAACAUAACAGCUUGCCUAACAUGUUAACUGAGCUUUUCAUCGCCUGAAUGGAGCUUGUAGAACUGCUGGGCUCAAAUUUACUUGAUAAAACUGAAAGUGUAAAUGAAGGAUCCAGGGAAGUUCCAAAGAGUUAUAGAAUGAAUCUAUUUUAGUUCAUGGUUUUCAAAUGCCAGUAUGACCUUCUGAAGAUAAGAAAAGGCCAUUAAUGCCAUCAUAAGUGAAGGAUAAGAAAGGAUUUUAAUCAUAAAUUAAAUAUGUUUAUAUAAGAGAGUAGAAAGUAAACAAGGGAAGACAGUUUUUAUAGAAAUAUGUACCCAUAUUUUAUUCCAUUUCAGACCCUCAGAAACAGUUUAGUAACUUGUUCUUGAACUACAUACUACAACAGAACCAGCAAUGAAUUUGAUUUUUUAAAAACGCAUUUAUUGAGAUGUUUUCUUUGGUUUUUCCUUCUUCAAAUAAGCCAACUGAGCCAUUUAGAAGUCCUUCAGAUAUGAUUAAUUAUAAAGAUGUAACACUAAAAGGAGAGUCAUCUAGGAAAUAAAAAAAUAAGCAAUAAAAUAAAAUAAUUCUGCAUUUAUUUUCUAUAUUGUCAAGACAUCCUCAAGUCUUUGACACACUAAUAAUCCAUGUUUAGUGUGUAGGGGAAGAAAGUAAUACAUUUUUCUUUUACCUAUCUUAGGUCCAUUGUCUGGGGCCCCUACAACAAAAGACAGAUUAACAAGAGAAAAACAAACACAAACAGAAGUUUAUUAACAUAUAUCUCAUAUAUACAUGGGAGAUGCCCAAAGAAUAAGUACAUCUCAAAGAGUUGGCUUAGAACUCCCUGGCUUCUAUAGCAUCUUCAACAAACAACAGCAAACUGCUAGAGAAGUGACAAGACAAAAGAAAAGGACUUUGAGUCUCUAGGGGCAGUAAAUGUAUAAAAGUUAAUAAAUGGGAGUUUGUUAUGUAAAUUCUUCUGGUGCUGUCUUCAGGCUGGUAAGUGUCUAAGUUGUUUCUGGUGAUGGACCUUGUCCUUCCUCAUAGAGGAGAGAAGGAUGCCUUUGUAAAUGUAUAUCCCGAGUUUAGGCAAAUAGGAGACCAGAGAGCUUUUCUUUCUU